ACGGCGCUGAAGCGACGAGGAAGCAGGGAAGCCUUCAAAGACAAAAAACCCACAAGUCAGGAGGACAGCGCAGACCUCCGGUGCCAGCUCCAGUUCUCCAAAGAGGAGUCCGGCCUGAUGAGGAAGAAGAUGGCGAAGCUGGGUCGAGAGAAGGACGAGCUCGAGCAGGAGCUGCAGAAGUACAAAUCCAUCUACGGGGAUAUCGACAGCCCGCUGCCCCUGGCGGAGUGCUCGGGCGGGGGCCCUCACACCACGCGGGAGGCCGAGCUGCGCCUCCGCCUGAAGCUGGUGGAGGAGGAGGCCAACAUCCUGGGGAGGAAGAUCGUGGAGCUGGAGGUGGAGAACCGCAGCUUGCGGGCAGAAAACGAAGACAUCCGCAGUCAGUACGAGAGGGACUGCUUCGGGCGGGAGCCGUUCUCCAGCAUGCCCUCGUCCCCGUAUGGCGGCGAUCCGCUGGAGUCAGCCAAUGAGCUGCGUCGCCACCUCCAGUUCGUCGAGGAGGAGGCGGAGCUUCUGCGCCGAUCCAUCUCGGAGAUCGAGGACCACAACAGGCAGCUGACGUCUGAACUCAACCGCUUCAAGUUCGGCCCGAGCAGCAGCAGCUCUGGACCUGCUGGGGACGAGGCCAGUGAGGGGGUCCUCUUCAAGUCCGGUAACGGCAGCGGGAUGCUGGGGGAGGAGCUAAAGUCGGCCAGGAUGCAGAUCAACGAGCUGAGCGGAAAGGUGAUGAAGCUGCAGUACGAGAACCGCGUCCUCAUGUCCAACGUCCAGCGCUGCGACCUGGCCGCGCACCUCGGCCUUCGCACCGGCAGCCCUCGAGACAGCGACGCGGAGAGCGACGCGGGCCGCAGGGAGGCCGCCGAGGAGGAGGAGGCGGGGCGACUUCUUCUCCUGCAGCCGAAACGCGAGGGCCCCGUCGGAGGGGAGAGCGACUCCGAAGACGUGUUUGAGAAAACGGGAACCACCUCAGGGUUAGGGAGCAUGAAACCCGCCGACGGCAGCGACCUGAGCGCCGUCGAAGCAGCCAGCCGCAGGAGGGAAGAGCGCGAGUCCUUCGCCAACGUGAAGCGAGAGGCCGACCGGCUGGGGAAGUCCGUGGACCGUCUGAUCACAGACACAGAUAGCCUGAUCUUUGAAGGACAGCUGCUGGUGACGACAGGGGAGGACCUUGAGGGCGGCGUGGCCUCCGGGUCCAAACCAGACUCUCAGGUCCUGGACACAGUCAACACCCGCAUGAAGGCUUUCCGCACUGAGCUGCACAUCUUCAUGGAGAAACUGGACCACRUAGGGGAGGGGCUUAGAGAAAGGACAGACGACCUCUCGCCCAUGCCGAACCUCACAGAGUCCAGCAGCUUCCUGUCCACCGUCACCUCCAUGUCCCGCGACUCUCCCAUYGGCACCUUCGGACGAGACCUGAUCACGGACUUCCAGUCCGUUCAGAGGGAUGAGCUGGAGUGGCGACUAGGACAGGAGCGAGGUGUGGAGCCCCAGACCCAGAGACUCACUGUGUACCACAGGCCCCUGGCUUUAAGAAUAGAGCAUCGAGACCCGGCUGGUUCUGACGUGCAGGUCUGUCCGGAUCACGAGCGAAGAGGCAGAGCUGCAGCAGAGGAGCCUCAGCAGCAGGAGGACGAAGGUCUGGAGCUUCAGGGCCUUCAGGGUCUCGAGGUGCCCUGGUCUCAGGAGAGGGCCGCCCUGCAGCAGGAGGUGCGCCUGUUCCGACGCAACACCAUCAUCUUCUACAUGAAGCUCAGGGGGAUCCUGCUGCGCUGGAGGCUCGGCCGCAGGGACGACUCGGGAGACGAGACGUUUCCWCCGGAGCUGGAGAGGUUGGAGGUCUUCCCGGAGCUGGGAGCGCCGCCGGAGCGAGACGACCGGCUCCGGUUACCACCGACCGCAGGGGACGCCCCCGACAGUGGACCGAGCGUCCCUCUGCUGUCCCCUGAUCGGCCCCUGCAGCAGCAGAGACAGUUCGGGGAGAACCGGCGGGUGCUGCAGGCCCUGCGGGCGCUCCUGGAGGAGUUCCGAGAGGAGCUGCGGGAGGAGGAGUCGAGGCGGUGCCAGCUGCAGCAGGCGUACGCCAGCGACAAAGCUGCCUGGGAGGUCAAGUGGACGGAGAUGAAGUGCCGGGUCGCCCAGAUGCAAAGGGAGCUGUGUACCAGAGACCCGGUCAACAGGGGGUUCUUCUCAGGCCAGGACGGUCCGUGUAACGCCCCCCACUCCCCCUCUGCGUCCGCCCCGAUGCCCCCCACUCGCUCCCACUCGGACUCGGAGGCCCUGCUGGAGGAGCGGGGGGCCGUGGCGAGGCUGAAGGGCUCGACGGAGAACCUGUUCCUGGACGCGCUGUCUCUGGACCCCCUGGGUGGUCUGGAGGUCCCGCCGCCCUCUAAGCUCGAGAGCGAGAAGAGGUUCCCCUGCAUGACGGAGGCCCUGAACGAGAUCUCAGAGACUGAAGGUGCUCCUGACCUUGCAGAGGAGGACCUGAGGGAGGGAGGAAGUCUCCUCAGAGCCAAGUCCGUUUGCUCCAUGAGCGACUUCCAGCGGCUGAUGGACAGCUCGCCGUUCCUCCCCGACAAGACGCGGCUGGGCGACCGCGGCCGGGACGACGUCACCCCGCCUCUGUCCCCGGACGACCUGAAGUACAUCGAGGAGUUCAACAACAAGGGCUGGGACUUCCCGCCGCCCGCCUCUGGUCCACGGCCCAUCCGGGAAGGGGAACCGGGCCCCGAUCCUUUCCAGCCUGCUUCCUGGUUCCUGACCACCAGCGCCACCCUGACCACCAGCACCUUGAGCAGCCCCGAGCGCUGCCACAGGUCCCCGCUCAGGGGUAAUGGAGGGGUGGGAGGGGUGGAGCACUUCGGGGUCCACAUCCUCCACAGCCCCACCAGAGCCGGGGCGGCGGAGCAUCCCUCUGCUCCAGAACCGGACUUGUUGUACUCCAAGGGGGCCCACGCCAGAAGCGGAGGAGAGGCUGGGAUGGGUCCGAGUGGUCCGGACGAGGUGUUCAGCGGUACGAGGUGGCCCUGCCUCCUGGAGGGCGGGGGGCUCAGGACUUCUCCUAACCAGUCCCCCAUCUGCUCCACGGUGGGCUACGCCUCCUCCCUGGAGCUGCAGCUCCACAGGAACAUGAGCGACGACAUGAAGGAGGUAGCCAUCUCUGUGAGGAACGCCAUCCGGUCGCCGCCGGGCCCGGCGGUCCGCGACACCGCCUGCCAGACCAACGGGUUCACCACCCGAGGCACCCAGACCACCCAGACCAUCAGCGUGGGUCUACAGACAGACCUGCUGCGGACCCUGACCGGCAGCCCCCACCGCUGCCUCACCCCUAAAGGGGGCAACACGCCCGUGUCGUCUCCGUCCCGCAGCCAGMGGAAAGUCCCGUACUCUCCGGUGGUCCAGAGCAAGUUCGAGCGUCCCUGCUGCUCUCCAAAGUACGGCUCCCCGAAGCUGCAGCGCAAACCGUCCGCCACCAGCAAACCCGAGGCCCCCAACACCAGCCGCGCCCCGACCCCCACCACGCCUCAGAAGGGCAACAGCGAGUCGGCCUGGGCCCGGUCCACCACCACCCGGGACAGCCCGGUCCACACCACCAUCACCGACGGCCUCUCCAGCCUCUUCAACAUCAUCGACCACACRCCGGUGGUCUAUGACAAGUUCAACAAGUCCCCCAGCCGCUCGCGCCCCACGCCGCCCCCCACCGCCGAGCCCAGCCCCGCCCACCAGGCGAGCCUUGCCGCCGACCCCGGAGCAUCGCAGGACGGGCCGCGGACCGCCCGGGGCCGCUCGCCGAGCCCCGCGCGGCUGACCGUGGAGGUGCAGGGGGACAGGAACCCCGAGGCGGCGAGCGUCCGCCAGGACCUGUCGGCGCCGCCGGGCUACACGCUGGCCGAGAACGCCGCCCGCAUCCUGAACAAGAAGCUGCAGGAGCAGAGCUGCAGGGAGGAGCGGCGGCUGCAGGCCGGAGGGCCCAGCAGAGACGGCGGCAGGCCGGCCGAYACCGACAGAGGACAGACGGGAUGUAUGGAGAACCACACUGUCAUACUAACAACACCUUGGGGGCUCUAACUCUGCUUGUCUCCAUGAUGUAAGUUCCUCUUCCUCCUCUUCSUUCAUGGCCGUCGGCGGUGGGUUCACCCGGGCUGGCGGACCUGUCACCUCACGCCCUGCAGACCUCCUCCUCACCUCCCCUCACCUCCUCUUCAUUAACGCAUGCUCCACAGGUCAGCAGGGUGUGUGAAGCAAUCGACGUGGUGUCAAAAGUUGUGCAUCGAUUCCUUUGUGUUGAUUUGUGCAUGCUCUGUGUUUUAGAUUGAUCAUCUGUUUAGUUCUGAAGGACCAUACUGGUGGUUUUGCAUGUUGUCCAUUUAACAUCAGUCACGUCUACUUCCUGUAACACAAUGUCAUGCAUUUUUUUAGAAAUUAAAUUUUACUGACUUUU
This is a messenger RNA of Austrofundulus limnaeus, 4438 nucleotides long. RefSeq names its product microtubule cross-linking factor 1. NCBI's taxonomy places the organism in Eukaryota, Metazoa, Chordata, Actinopteri, Cyprinodontiformes, Rivulidae. The record is from RefSeq and is a predicted model, not a curated record. Gene Ontology annotation, biological process: regulation of autophagy.